AUGCUUCUCCCCUUGAAAUCACCAUCGUCAGUUUGAGACGAGAAAUCACCCGAAAUUGUUGAAUUUAUUCACGCUCGCGUGCUCAUCUCUAUCAAUUCCCAAUUAUUCCUCUGUUUUGAUAUCUGCCGCGAGGUCGGGUAUUUAUCAGUGAAAUAUUGAGCAAAAAAAAAGAGAGAAUUUCGUGCAUUGGUUGAGCUUUCAUUUGUGAUUGACACAAAGUUCUCAAUACACUUCCAUAAAAAGUCUUUUCACCAAAAUCAUCAUGAGUGGAUAAAUUGUCGUGUACUAUGAGUGAUGAAAACAUACUAAAAUAAGGUGUUUGUAUUUACAAAAUGUUUGUAAUCUCAAAAGUACUCAAACUAAGUAGUGAGGAAACUUGUGAGAAAAUCCACUGUAUAGAACAAAGAUGGAAUGUAAAGUUUGUUUAAUCAUUUUUUUGUCACACAUCAGUAAGUUUUUGUGCAAAAUCCCAAGCAUCUCCGGACAAAUUUAUCCCAUCAACACUCCUCUAGACAUCUCAUUGAUCUUUUGCGUGUGAAUAAGAAAAAAAAACUCUACCAGAGAGCCAUGGAUCGUGCUCCAGGAAGAGACUAUGGGGAUCGUGUGACCAAGAUCAAAUCUGACCUUGUUUUCUGGUCAAUUGUCGAUGGCUCCCUCGUGAUAGCAAUCCUCGGUGGCAACAUACUCACAAUCCUGGCCAUCAGAUUCAGUCGAAGACUCAGGAGUGCCAUUUCAAAUCUCUUUGUCCUCUCCCUGGCCAUUUCUGACAUUGUCGUAGGUUUCACCCUACCCUACCAUUUGGCCUUCUAUGUGGGUUCAUCCCUGGGAAAAAUUGAGAUUUGGUGCCUCCUGCGCUUCUUCCUCAUCAUUCUGGCCUGUUGCACUUCCAUCUGGAACCUCAUAGCCAUCGCCGUGGAUCGCUACAUUGCCAUCAUCUACCCACUGCACUACAGCAGGUAUAUGACUAAGAAAGUUGCCCUUUUGCUCUUGAGCAUUGGAUGGAUGCUGGGCAUCCUCAUUGCAACUGUUCCACUUUUCUGGAACAACUGGGAAACUGCCACUGAAUGCGAAUUUGACGAGAUCCUAAAACCCUGGUACAUGGCUGGAGUAAUAACUCCAGUUUUCUCCAUGGUCUGGCUCUGUCUCCUGAUAGUCUACAGUCGGAUCUACCGGGAAGCAUCGCGUCAAGUUAAGCAGAUGCGUUCCUCAGUCUCAAAUCUCAACCAAGUGCCAUCUGACUGGAAGUCAGUUCAAGUUGUCCUCCUGAUUCUAGGAUGCUUCUCCAUUUGCUGGCUACCGUAUUUUGCCAUUGCCACUUCGCAAAUCUUCCGUAUGCUGAAUCACAGUUCAGCUACUCUGUACAAGGGAGCAUUUUCCCUAGCCAUGGCCAAUUCCGGGAUGAAUCCAUUGAUUUAUGCAUGGAAAAAUCGCAAUUUUCGGAAGGCCUUUAGCAAUUUGCUUCGAUGCAAAAAUCCCGAUUCUUUCACCCCAAUUGACAACAACAACACUGCAGUACCCAAUAAAUCCCGCAAAACUUCAGCUGAUGGCCAGGAGACACCACCAGCUGCAGUGACAACCCCACAAGUGGAAGAUAUCCCGGAAAAUGAAGAAGAUGACCCAGAAACGCACAACAAGAGCACACGUGGAAGCUACGAUGCCCAGAGUUCUGACACAUCAACGACGCAUUUGAGUAAAUUCAGCAAUUCCAUCAGCACGAGCGUCUCCUGAUCAUCCCAACCCAGAACUCUCUACUAUCGCAUGGAAAUCAACUAAUGGGCAGAGUUUGAUGCUAAUUUGGCGCAGAACGCGUGCAUCCUCUUCAACACAGACAUUCCCAUGAAUUUUACUAACUUACUUUUAUCUCUCUUUCACCCACGCAGAAUAAUGCAAUUCCAUCUCUCCCUGAAUCAAUAUUUUCUGCGUUUGGUGUUUGCCGAAAUAAGAAGAUAAGAAAAUUCUAAAUAUUGUGAAAUGUUUGUGCACUGUCCCAGUGGCAAUGGAAGAUGAGUUCAUUGUAAAGCUUUUUUUUCUUCAAGUUUAUGCUCUUCUCCAUAUCCCCCUCUCUUUCUCUCGUUCUCUCUCUGUCUCUGUCUCUUCGCCACGAAAUAUAGUCAAAGUUUAAGUACAACA
Molecule: messenger RNA, 2130 nt
Organism: Phlebotomus papatasi
Lineage: Eukaryota; Metazoa; Arthropoda; Insecta; Diptera; Psychodidae
Product: alpha-2 adrenergic receptor-like
Exons: 3
Coding region: 568-1728 (386 amino acids)
Biological process (GO): G protein-coupled receptor signaling pathway
Cellular component (GO): membrane
Molecular function (GO): G protein-coupled receptor activity
Source: RefSeq, a predicted model, not a curated record